AUGGCAACCCCACGCUCCCUCCGCUCCUUCUUCGACUUCACCACUCCCAACCUGCUCGACGCCGACUUCUCCACUCUCCAACUCAUCUCCCGCGCCAGCCAUGAUGCCCUACAAACCGAACUCGCCACUCUCCGCUCCCAGAUUGCAGAGAAAGAUGCAAUGCUCUCCACAAUGUUCAUCCAGCAACACGCCACUGCCGCAGAGUCCAAACCCCCCUCUGCCGCCGAGCCCCCAAUCGACUUUGGGAUCCGCGAAGCGCACGUGGAAUCGCUGACCGCCAAGAUCGACGCCCUGUCAGAGCAGAAGCGGAAGCUGGCACUCGCGCUCGAGACGGCACAAGAAUCGCACAUAGCAAAAGUCGACGCCCUGGCAGAGCAGAAGCGGAAGCUGACGCUCGCCCUUGAGACGGCACAGGCAAAGUCCCGUGCACUCGCGGCGGAGGUCAAGAAUAUGCGGGAGCGGCAGGCGCGCGAGGAGCACGAGAAGAAGUAUGCGGCACUCGAAGCGCAGUACAGGACCGUUGCCUCAGAGCUCGAGGCCCGUAGGGCUGAGAACGACCGGUUUGCAUUGGAGCGGUCGACGCUGACGGCGAAGGUUAGGGCUCUGGAGUCAGGUGGUGGUCUUGGUGCUGCUGCUGCAGCGGCGGCGGUGGCGAAUAGGGAGGGGAUGGAGGCACUGAAGACUGAGAAUGAGAGGUUGAUGUUGAGGCUCAAGGCGUUUGAGGAUGGCAAUGCCGCGCUGAAUAAGAAUAUCGCGGCGCAGAAUAAGACGAUUGGAGUGCUGAAGACCGUGGCGAAUACUAACGAAAGGUGUAAUGUCGACCUACAGAAGAAGAAUUUGGACCUUGUGGCCGAGAUAAAUGCGAUGGAAACGCAGUACGAAGAGACGAUGAAGAAGAAUAUCGUGCUGGAGAGAAAGAAUGGAGAGCUGGAGGAUGAAAAGGCCGUACUGGAGGAUCAACUGAAGAAAUUGGCCGAGAAAAGCGAAACUGCCUCCAAAGAGGAUACACAGCAGAUAGAAGGAUUGAAGAAAAAGUUUGAGGAGUCUGAAAAAACCCUUCGAGCCAAGAUAAAUCAACUGCAGGAUAACAUAAAGCGGCAAGUGGCUGCAUUCAAGCAAUAUCAAGAAAAAACCCAGUAUUUAACAGAAAACAAUGCAAGGUUUCUUGAGGAUAAAAAGGCUGUAGAAAAAAAACUACAAUCAGUACAGGUUGAGCGGGCCCGUCUUGACAGCGAAUUGAUCGAGAUCCGGGUCAAGCUGUUUAGGACGGAAAAGACUGUAACUACAACUAGCGCACGAGGUGCAGACCUCGAGGUUGCAAAUAAGAAACUUAUUGAUCAGAACCAAUACCUUUCCCGGAGGUUUGAAACACAAACCCAAACGCAGCAAAGUCUUAAAAGCGAGAUUGUAACCCUAGAGGAGCGCUCCGAGCGCAUGUUGGGUGAAAUACACACCCUCCGUCAGGACAAAGCCCGCCUCAAUGAUAAUAUCGACAACCUCAUCAGCCAGCUCAAUGGACGAAGGGGAUCCACGGAACGAAAUGACCAGCUUGAACUGUUCCCCACAAAGCUAAAUGGGACUAACAACUCCAACGGCUCAGUCGCCAAACCCCUGACACCCAUAUCGCCGGGCACCACCCGCGGCACCAAGCGUACCGCCGAAGAUCAAGAUGAUACUGCCCAAACACCGACCACAUCCCGCAGCAACUUCACCAUCCGGGCCCUCGCCGACACCCCUAAAGUCCCGCAGGCAGCACAGCCAAUCCCGACACACCCACCGCCAUCCCCUCCCCAGCGCUCCCUCUUCGACCGUGUCAAGCAGCCCUCACAGCAGCAACAGUCCUCCGACCCCCGCUCCCUCUUCGACCGGAUCAACACCAACACAUCCAUCGACCACGAAAUCGACACGCUCAUAACCGCCUCCAAGGACUCCCCCCGCGGCGUCUUCUGCCGCCUCCGUGGCCCCCCACCCGGCGUCGCAGACCUCCUCGACCUCAUCUCCGGCGGCCCCCUCGAGUCCGUCCGCAUCGCCCUGGAAAAAGACGUCGCUUUUCUAUGGUUCCUCCGUCCCAGCGACGCAUCCGCCUUUAUGACCCACUCCGCGGUGAAGAAGCUCCCCAACGUCGAGUUCGCGUGGAACGAGAAGCCUGUGCGUAUGCUCGAUAGGGACCUUGCUACACAAGUAGUGCGUUACGGCGCCAGCCGUGUCUUUAUCCUCCACUGCGUCCCGAAUGAAGUGCCAUUGCAGCGCAUUGCGUCCGAUGUUGGCGGGAAGAGGAUCGCGUUCUGGCUGUGCGAGGGCGCGACUGGAAGGGUUACGGCGGACGGCCGGACGAAGGGACGAGAGGUGGUGAUUGAGUUUACGGAACUUAGGGAUGCGGUGGAGGCUCGGAAGAGGCUCGGGGGUGACUUUUGGUGCGAGGCGAGCUGGAUGAGGGAGGGGUGUGAUCGCACGGUUCCGAAGGUGGAGUUGUUGUAG
Morchella importuna is the source of this 2478-nucleotide messenger RNA. RefSeq lists its product as uncharacterized. Bases 1 to 2478 code for a protein of 825 amino acids. Lineage: Eukaryota; Fungi; Ascomycota; Pezizomycetes; Pezizales; Morchellaceae. The transcript has 2 exons. The record is from RefSeq and is a predicted model, not a curated record.